CUAUGUUGUGUUGUCUAUGCCCGAGUCUUGACAAGAGUUUCUUGUGUUUUGAUUUUUAUGAGAAGCUCAGAAAUGAUUUUUUAAUCUUAUUUGCUCUUUACAGCCUGGAAUUGAUAAACUGUGUAUAUUUUAUCAGAUCCAUGAAUGAUUACUUUCUAUUUAUUAUCAAUAGUUUGGCCUGAAUCGAAACGCAGUCCGCAGCAGGAUGGCCGUAAAAAAAUGUUGUAUACACAACUGUAAGUCACGUUCCACAAGAAAGGAGGACAGGGGUGUCACGUACCACAAGUUCCCAAAAAACAUUUCGUUAUGUGGUACAUGGAUUAAAGUAACACAUACCAAUCACACAGACACAGCGGAGACAAAGUUUGUCUGCUCCCGACAUUUCUUAAAAAAUGAUUUUCGAAUUUACAAGGAUACUAAGUACAUGUUGAAAACAGAUGCGGUACCUUCCAUAUUUCCGUGGAGCCUUGACUCAUCAGACGACGAGAUGGAUUCAAUAACAUCGGAAGAAGGGGGUGAAAUUGAAAAUGUGGAUGCUAUUAAGAAAUUUAUUGAGGCACAAGAAAAAGAGAUCCAAGUUCAGAAAUUGGUUGAUUUAAAGUCUAAUAAGGACAGGGAUGUCACUGUCAGUAAUAGGCCAAGCCAGGAAGAAACUGCUUCUGUGUGUAGUAGUGUCAUUGACAUGGUAAUAAACGAGUCGGAAUUGGAAAUUGCAAGGAAAAGCGAUGACAAAAGCAAAGAUAGUUUCAGUCCUUCAGAAAAAGGAUGCGGCAGUAUGUCGCUGUCCGUCGGUUCUAAAGUUGAAGCCAAGGACUUUAGCGAAGACUGGCAUCCUGCCGAGAUUAUCGAGGUAGACUAUGAUGACAUGGAGGUGCUCGUACAUUAUGAACAUGAUAAAAAGAGACCCGACGAAUGGAUAAGCGUUAGCAGUCCGCGUCUGCGACCACUCAGCUACUCCUCGACAGCUAGUAGCAGCACGACAACUGUCCUGCCCGGUCCUAGCUCCGAAGACAGUCUGACAGACUCUAUACCUAUCGCCAACCUGAAGGAAGACGCCAAGGAGCUGAAGUUGUUGAACGAUAAAGAGAAGUUGAACUUCCUAGUUGGUGAGAGAUGCCUCGCUAGGUGGCGCGAUAAUAGGCGGUUUGUAGCGACUGUGCUAAAGGAUUUGGGUGACGGUAAAUACGAAAUAAUAUUUGAUGAUGGGUGCCAUUGGACGUGCAAUACGUCUAGACUUUACAAACUGCGGUCGAAAAAAAGCAUUGCUACUGCCGCUCUAGUGUCCCCAAGCCCAUUCGCAUCAGGGCCUAGUACUGCUAACCCACAGUACCCAGCUUUCCACACACACUUGUUCGACCCUACAAGGGACUACUUAGGCUCAAAAAGCGAACGCCGCGAAAUGAAACGUAAGCUUAACAUAAAAGAAAUAUUUAAUAUAGGACAGAAACGUUCAAGGAAACAGAAAACUCCAAAUGAAAGUACCCAAAAAAGUGUGGAAAGGAAACCUAGGACUAUCAAGAAGAGAAUUAAGUUGAAACUUAAGAGUGAAUCUAAAUUGGAGGCUAAGACUGAUCUGCCUGCCAUAGAUGCGGUGGCGUCUAUCAUUGGUACUCUUCACCAAGAAGAACCGGAGAAGAUUGAACCAAUAGUUGUCGAUGAGGUGAAGCCUGAAAUAACCGAAGAAAAUAAGAAAGAACACGAAGUUAAAGACACUGCUGUCGUCGUUAAAGAAGAUCCAAUCUCUGAACCUGACAAAAAUGAAGAUCUUAUUGAACUGGAGGACCUCAAAGUUGACUGGAAGGAUCCGGUUUUAGAAGAAGAGGUCGUGCUUGAACAAUUCGAAAUACCAGACGACAAUAAGCACGAGGAAGUAAUUGACAGAAUCAAAGAAGUCAUCAACAAACUAGAGGACGGCAUCAACCAAGCCGAGAAGACCAGCUCACCUAAACCCGAACCAAAAGAAGAAGUUACAGCUCCACCGGCACCAGCAGAACAGGAACCCGAACCGGUCAAAACCGAAGUCAAAGAAGUUCAAACAAACACUGAGAACAUAGAAAAACCAGAAAAGGACAAAUCAAAGAAGCUGUCUAAAGUGAAAAAGGGUAAAAAGCUCAAACUACUUCGCGAGAAGAAAGUCAAAAUACAGGUGGAGAAGGUACGAAACGAGUUGGAAAUGAUGAAGAAGCAGGUUAGCGAGAUGCGCAAGCAGAUGCUGACGAACCAGCGGAGAUAUAAUAAGAGGGCGGUGGGGACCGAGUUGCCGGAGAGCUUCAUGCUGCCCGGCGAGUGGUGCUGCCGCUGGGUGAACGGCCAGCCCGUGGGGACCGUCAGCGAGAUCGAGUGCGAGGUCAAGCCGCCCAACGACGCUACUGGGAAACCGCCGCUACCUAGGAGGAGUGUGCAGGUGGAAGACAAAAGACUACCCGAGGGUUGGACCAAACACAUGGUGCGUAGAAGUUUUGGACAUUCCGCGGGCAAGUGGGAUGUGGUGCUGAUCAGCCCUGACAACCGACGGUUCCACACUAAGAACGAAGUGCGAACAUACUUAGACAACAACCCUGGUUUGAACCUUGAAGAGUACAGCUACGCGUUAACUGACUUUGGAGUCCACUUGAAGUUGUCCAGGCGUAUGGGCUGGAUAUCAUACACGCCGGAUGGGACGGCUGAAGGGCCGGCGUCGCCGCUACCGGCUGGUACAUUAAGCAGUACCUCCCCGCUGGUGAAACGCAAGAAACUCAGCCUUAGGAAGGAAGCUAAGUCCAAGAAGAAACCGAAACAAGAGAAGAUUAAUCUACCACGUACGGAUGUCCUGCAAAUGGAAAACGUUGUGCCUUCGCCAGUCGCCGCUAGUAGUGUUGAUGACAGCAGUACCUCUGUUGACACUACCGUCGAUGUUCCACCUUUGGAAGACGGAUAUGUAUUUGUGGGGUCACUAAAAGUACAAAUAAUCGAUAACUUACUUCGAUGUCCCGCUGAGAACUGCUUUAAGAAUUUCCGAAACAACACCCUUUUACAAAUGCAUAUCAAGCACUACCAUCGUGAACUGAAAAAGAUGAUGGGAGCUACUCCCAAAGUGUUGGACCUCGCAUACGCUAGGACCAUGCCGGUCACAGUUGAAACACCGACCCGUGCCAGGGACGAUAAGAUUAUCAGAGUCAAGAUACCAAGACCACCGAAACGAGAGGAACCCAAACCUGAAGUUAAAGAAAUCGUUCACGAACUUAAAGUUGACACUACAGUACAUUCCCCUGUUAGAGAACCUGAAAACAUUCCCCCCAUCCCAAAGAGCCAGGACUCGCCUAAGCUGCGCCAGGCCUUGAUCAACAAACCUGUGAAGAGACCCAAAGUUCUGCUGCCAGUGCGACGCCCCGACCCUGAUCCGAUUAUACCUGACUCCAUAAUCGAAGAAAUGGCCUUUGAGGACAAGAUGUCGAUGGAGUCUCCAUCAGGUUUCGCCUCUUUACAAGGUACAUUGGACUUCGAAAGUGCGAUAUCUACGCACACUGUGACCAAGCCUGUAUUGGACAAAAAGCGCAAGGGUGAAAAGAAGAAGAAGACAUUUGCGUUUGCACCUAAGUUGCCUGUGAGUGAAGAGGACGAGUGGAGCGGUAUCAAUUCUGAUCUGGAAACGAGGUCCAGCUUCCCGCGGUCUGAGACCCCGGACAAGUUUGACACAAAGCCUUUGACUCUACAAGACACUGUGGAAGAGCCAAAGCCGCCGACUAACCAGUACAUGUAUAAUGAAAACGGCGAGCGUAUCAAGCUGGUGCGCAUGAAACGCGAGGAGAUCAUCAACUGUCACUGCGGCUUCCGCGAGGAGGACGGACUCAUGGUGCAGUGCGAGCUGUGUCUGUGCUGGCAACACGCGCUCUGCCACAACAUACAGCGCGAGAGCGAGGUGCCAGAGAAGUACACGUGCAGCAUCUGCCUGAACCCCCGGCGCGGGCGUCGCUCGCUGCGCUUCGUGCACUCGCAGGAGCGCAUGUUCGAGGGCUCGCUGGCGGGCGCGCGGCCCUGCGAGACGCUGCGCCGCUCGCACGAGCUGGCCGGCAACCUGCUGCGCCUGCAGGACGCCUUGCAUGCGCUCCGGGUCAAGUACUACGUCGCCACCAAAAAAGAUCAUCCAAAACUGUACCUGUGGGCUGAAGACUGGGAGAAAGCUGAGAUUCAAUACACUCAGGAGAAGUUAAACUCAGACUACUCUGAUCUGAACAUUGUGAUCAACAGUGUGGAUAAAGAGAACCUGCCCGUCAAACAGGCUGAUGUUAAGGACACAUUGCAGUCGGAAGAUCACGACCAAGACAGGUACAUGCAAAGGGAUAGUGCAAUGGGCUCUCAGGCAUUGCUGAGCAGCCUCAUGUCAAGCCCAGGUGCAGAAUCCUUGGAUCUUCCUAUAAGCACUUCGGAGUUGGAGAGGCUCGCCAAAUCUGUACAAGAGCAAGAAGUCCAGAGGGCGCCUAUAACGGCCCCGGAACCCGAAGCAGCAAUAGAGAACAGCGUGUGUCGAGAGCGGUUGCUGAAACACGUGCAGCGAUGUCAAGCGCUCAUUGAUGCCAGGCUUGAGUCCAUUGAGGCACAGGUCGCAGAACUAGAAUCUCAAAGCCCAUCUCUCGAGGAUGACGAGACAGCAGAGUUCUUCCCGCGCACGAAACAGACCAUACAGAUGUUGAUGCGAGAUCUCGAGACCAUGGAAGAACUCGGAGUUAUUACUUAAACUUAUAGGACACACCCUGUAUGUAACAUAAAACCAUAGAAGCACUGAAGUUUUUGCCGUUGAUGGCCGUGAUUCAGUAUUUUAAAUGCAGUUACCCUAUAUGUAUUUUAGGAUGAUAUUGCACUGCAAUUUUGCCUCACCUAACGUCAUUAGCUUAGAAUGAUUGCCUAGUACCAGUUUUUGUAAUUCUACCUGUGUAUGUAUAAUGUUGUAUAUGAUAUGAGUUAUAUGUAGUAAGAACAUGGAAUAUGAUAUGUAAUAUCGUAAAUAAUAAAAUUAAGUACCAAAGUUAAA
Messenger RNA from Trichoplusia ni (cabbage looper), 5008 nucleotides. RefSeq lists its product as uncharacterized. Lineage: Eukaryota; Metazoa; Arthropoda; Insecta; Lepidoptera; Noctuidae. The record is from RefSeq and is a predicted model, not a curated record. Gene Ontology annotation, molecular function: DNA binding. Gene Ontology annotation, biological process: regulation of transcription by RNA polymerase II. The transcript has 18 exons. Gene Ontology annotation, cellular component: NSL complex. Bases 206 to 4714 code for a protein of 1502 amino acids.